Messenger RNA from Egretta garzetta (little egret), 1257 nucleotides. Its product is annotated as RUN domain-containing protein 3A. Gene Ontology annotation, cellular component: cytosol. NCBI's taxonomy places the organism in Eukaryota, Metazoa, Chordata, Aves, Pelecaniformes, Ardeidae. The annotation marks the transcript as partial. The record is from RefSeq and is a predicted model, not a curated record. The transcript is spliced from 8 exons.
GCCACAGCCCACGGCUCAGCCCGCCGCCCUCUUCCCGCUGCUGGGCUUGAAAGCCAACAUCUGCAAAAGCACUUUGCUCUGUUGCUAAAACCUAAUGGGCGCUGGGUGCAGGGUGCUGGGUGCCCAUCCCCUCCUACUCAUGACACCUGUCCCCUGGCCAGGUUCUCGGUGAAGACCCUGCUGGAGAAAUACACAGCGGAGCCCAUCGAUGACUCCUCCGAGGAGUUCGUUAACUUUGCUGCCAUCCUUGAGCAGAUUCUCAGCCACCGCUUUAAAGGCCCCGUCAGCUGGUUCAGCUCGGAUGGACAGCGCGGGUUUUGGGACUACAUCCGCCUGGCCUGCAGCAAGGUCCCCAACAACUGCGUCAGCAGCAUCGAGAACAUGGAGAACAUCAGCACCUCCAGGGCCAAGGGCCGGGCCUGGAUCCGUGUGGCACUGAUGGAGAAGCGCAUGUCUGAGUACAUAUCCACAGCCCUGCGGGACACAGAGCGGGGCAGUGUGGAGAGCAGCACCAGCGAGGACAGCUCCCCCGAGCACCCCUACCUGCCCCUGGUCACCGACGAGGACAGCUGGUACAACAAGUGGCGCAAGAUGGAGCAGAAAUUUCGCAUCGUUUAUGCCCAAAAGGGGUACCUGGAGGAGCUGGUGCGGCUGCGGGAGUCGCAGCUGAAGGACCUGGAGGCGGAGAACAAGCGGCUGAAGCUGCGCCUGGAGGAGGUGAUGGUGCAGAACCAGCUGGAGAAGAGGGAGCUGGAGGGCGUCAUCCUGGAGCUGCAGGAGCAGCUGACGGGCCUGAUCCCCUGUGAGAACCCGCAGCUGGCCCAGCUCUCCAAGGAGAUGGUGACGCCCCUGGUGAACCAGUGGCCCUCGCUGGGGACCCUUAAUGGCAACGAGAGCGGCUCGGACAGCAAGCUCUACAGGAGGCACAGCUUCAUGAGCACCGACCAGCUCUCGGCCGAGAACAGCCUCAGCUCCGACUCCCAGCGCCUGGGCGAGGGCAAGCGCGAAGGCGAGCCCUGGGGGCCCUUGGGGAAGGACCCCACGCCCUCCAUGCUGGGGCUCUGCGGCUCCCUGGCCUCCCUGCCCAGCUGCAAGUCCCUGGCCAGCCUCAAGUCCAACGAGUGCCUGGUGAGCGACAGCACGGAAGCCAGCCCGACCCGCAGCCCCAGCUGAGACCCCCGGCCCCUUCGCCGCCCCACGGCCCAGCUGCCCGGCCCAGCGUCGCGGCGGAGGACUGACCUCGCGUCCCCCUCGCCA